Drosophila melanogaster (fruit fly) is the source of this 1421-nucleotide messenger RNA. RefSeq lists its product as uncharacterized. The record is from RefSeq and is marked reviewed. Lineage: Eukaryota; Metazoa; Arthropoda; Insecta; Diptera; Drosophilidae. The coding region runs from base 143 to 1291 and encodes 382 amino acids. The transcript has a single exon.
CGAACAUUCGCCCAUAACAUUCAUUUGGCUUGUCUCGUUUUAUCAACUAGUUAGAAAAAAACUUUUAGGUAAAAAAUUCGAAAAUUGUUCAUGCUGCAAGGAGUAGCGAACAGCAUCAAAAUAGAGGUAAGACCGAUUCGCGAUGCAGGCCCAUCAUGCGAUGCCCGAUUUCCGAUGCCGGAAUAAUUGCCAGCACAAGGAGUGCCAGAGGCAUGCUCCUUUGGGCAUAAUCGAUCAGCACACCCAGUGCAAGUGCUUGGGCGAGGUAAAUGCCUCAUCGAUUUUCCUAGAAAAUGUCCUGGACCUGGCCAACACUUUGGCCCAGGUGAUGAUCAUCUGUGGACUGCACGAGUGCAAAGCGAAAUCAACCGUGGACAUUAUCACAUAUGCCUUCUUGCAUUACGAUCAGGUGUGCUAUUGCAUUGAUACCACGCCCAAGAAGCGACUGAGAAAGGAGGAUUUGUUCCACGAGCUGGGCAAGAAGUCGCUGAUGAACAAGGUGGAGGCCCACUUGGCCUAUGCCAUCAUCAAGAGGGGAUUCAAGGCCUUCUACUACGAGCCGAAAGUGGACUUGACCUACGAUGAGCAAGGCAGACCCUCGUACAACGAUGAAUGCGUCUGGGUCCACGCAGCCAGGAAGUCAGCCGAGUCCUAUGCCCGCUUCGAUGGCCUCUCCUGCGCCGAACAGUUGGCAUACGAGGCCAAGAUCAAAAUAGCCUUCAAGAAGUUCUACGAUCGCAUGCAGACGCGCAAGAGGCAGCCGGAGGGCGACGAUUGCAACUGCUGCUUCUGUGCCAAGAAGCGGGGACAUCUGGUCUAUGCCAAGGAACCGACUCCCUGCACUUCCAACAAAAAGAAGCCCAAGCACGUGUGUCCAUAUUGCUGCAAGAAGAAGCAGAAGCAGCAGUACACACACCCUGCUCGCCAGCCGGCCAAGUGCCCCAAGUGCCACAAGUCGCGCAAGUUCUGCUGCUGCACCAAAAUGGACUUCAACUUGCAGUGGGUCAAGAGCAUAUGGGAGCGGCCGGACUUCAAUCAGUACUACAAGAACGAGAUCGCCGAAAUCGAGGACCGCCUGGUCAAGGGAACCUGCUGGCUGCCGCCGGAGCCUGAGGAGAAGCUGCUCGAUGAGGGCGAGGGCGAGGAGGAGGAGGAAGCCCACCAGGAAAUGUCGCCGGAGGCUCUCCUCGCCCUCGGCGGCAAAACGGUGCCCACUAUACCGGAUGAAGGAAACGGUUCUCCACUGGCCACCAAACAGCCGUCGAUCACCGAGGGUGAGGGCGAGACCUAAGUUUGAAGGAUCCUGCGAAUCGGCGCUUGCUAGAUUUCUAAAUUUUACUUUACUCUUGAGGAAAGCAGUUCUCAAAAUUUUCAGUUCCAGCUGUUCUUCAACAAUUUAUCAUUAAAGUUGUACUCAAGCU